Molecule: messenger RNA, 1203 nt
Organism: Struthio camelus australis
Lineage: Eukaryota; Metazoa; Chordata; Aves; Struthioniformes; Struthionidae
Source: RefSeq, a predicted model, not a curated record
GUGUUCACCUUCGUGAAAGGCGUGAGGGGCUUUGUGCAACGCAACGUCUGGACGUACUACGUCUCCUACGCGGUCUUCUUCAUCUCCCUCUUCCUGCUCAGCUGUUGCGGGGCUGCUGAGCGAGCCGAACUAACCCGAUGCCUGUCUGCUCCGCAGUCCAUCCUGACUGUGAGCCUGUCCUAUAUGGUGGGGAUGAUCGCCAGCUUCUACGACACGGAUGCUGUCAUCAUGGCCGUGGGCAUCACGGUCGUCGUCUGCUUCACUGUCGUCAUCUUCUCCCUGCAGACCAAGUACGACUUCACCUCGUGCCGAGGCGUGCUCAUCAUCUGCCUCGUCGUGCUCAUCCUCUUCUCCAUCCUCUGUAUCUUCAUCCGGAACCGCAUCAUGGACAUUAUCUAUGCGUCUCUGGGGGCCCUGCUCUUCACCUGCUUCCUGGCAGUGGACACACAGAUGAUCCUGGGGAACAAGCAGCUGGCGCUCAGCCCCGAGGAGUACAUCUUCGCUGCCCUCAACCUCUACACAGACAUUAUCAACAUCUUCCUCUACAUCCUGGCCAUCAUCGGCAGGGCCAAGGAGUAGCGUCCCUACUGCUGCGAGUAGUCCUGCCCCGCGCCAGCCCUCGCGGCGCGAGUCACGGUCCCCUCACCCCUCCUUCCCGUAGCAGGUUUUGUUUGGUGUUCUCAUUGCAUCCUGUUGUCUGUUCUCGUGUUCUAGUUUCUUUGACCCCAGCCACCUCCCUGGCUCCUGCCGGGAAAGACUGCGCUGGCAGGGGCUUGCUGGGCUGGGUGGGUGCCCCAAGGCAGGGGGGCACAGCUCUGUCCCCUUGCCAGGAGGCAUUGCGCAGGACGGGCAGUGCUUGUCUGCAAACGUCUUGCUGCAAGGAGCACUGUACCCUGGGUGCUGCCCCUGCCGGCCCCCUCCACAGCAGCCCCACGGGGCGGCUCUGUUCCAGACCCUCUGCUUCUUCCCCUGCUGUGAAUAAGGCAUGUCCCGUCCCUCCUUGCGUUGAAUGAAGACUGGAAGCACUUUCUCACCCGGCCCGUGGUGGAGCUCACUCAUCCCUCCGUCCUUCCUCCCACCACGCAGGCUCUGCCCCUCGCCCCGGGCUCUCCCCACGGCUGCGCAGGGUCAGCGCUGGCAGCCCACCGGCUCCCGAACGACCCCCCUGGCUCCAGGUAGGGCUCAGGGCAGCGUCCUGCUCCC